Molecule: messenger RNA, 1776 nt
Organism: Saxophila tyrrhenica
Lineage: Eukaryota; Fungi; Ascomycota; Dothideomycetes; Mycosphaerellales; Extremaceae
Exons: 3
Coding region: 1-1776 (591 amino acids)
Molecular function (GO): arylsulfatase activity
Source: RefSeq, a predicted model, not a curated record
AUGCCGGAUCGACCGAACUUCUUCAUCAUCGUGGCUGAUGACUUGGGCUACAGUGACAUUGGCUCGUACGGAGGAGAAAUCUACACCCCCAACAUCGACUCCCUGGCCUCAGACAAUGGUGGGCAACGCUUCACCUCCUUCCACGUUGCAGCAGCAUGUUCGCCCACCAGAGCGAUGCUCAUGACUGGAACUGACCACCAUCUCACUGGGCUUGGACAGCUGGCAGAGAUGGUUCGCAACUCGCCCGCUCAUCAAGGCAAGCCAGGUCAUGAAGGCUAUCUGACUGAUCGUGUGGCUGCGAUGCCAGAGCUGCUGAGAGAUGGGGGGUAUUACACUAUGAUGGCUGGAAAGUGGCAUCUGGGCCUCAAGCCAGAGUACGGACCAAAAGCUCGAGGGUUUGACAGGUCGUUCUCUCUACUCCCUGGCUGCGCGAACCACUAUGCUUUUGAGCCAGACUACGAGAAAGUAGAAGAGCCGCCAAGGUUCUUCGAAACUGCUGUUACAGCACUGCAUGCUGAGGAUGGACAAUAUAUCAACAAACUGCCGGAAGACUUCUACUCAUCCGACGCCUUUGCCUCAAAAUUGAUCCAGUACCUCGACGAAAGGUCGGUCGAGGAGAAGGAGAAGCCCUUGUUCGCCUACCUGCCCUUCUCGGCACCACACUGGCCUCUUCAAGCGCCAAAAGAAUCCAUGGACAAGUACCGGGGCAUGUAUGACGAUGGACCAGAUGCUCUGCGGCUGCGUCGGCUACAUCGCCUCAAAGAGCUUGGUCUCCUGGAUCCGAACAUCGUGCCCCACGAGAUCGUAGCUGUGGGCCGCGAGCAAGGCCACUGGAACACCCUCACCGACUACGAGCGAGCAAAGUCCGCCCGCUCAAUGGAGGCUUAUGCAGGCAUGGUCGAUCGGAUGGACCACAAUAUCGGCCGUAUUCUCGACAGUCUUAAAGCCUCCGGCGAGUACGACAACACUUAUAUCCUCUUCAUGUCCGACAACGGCGCCGAAGGAGCCAGCUACGAGGCUCGAGAUAUGAUCCGGGAGGACAUCCUGACGCAUAUUGCCAAGUACUACGAUAAUUCGUUAGACAACAUCGGCCGGGCGAAUUCGUUUGUCUGGUAUGGGAACCGCUGGGCGCAGGCAGCAACGGCACCUUCGAGACUGUACAAGAUGUUCAGCACGCAGGGUGGAUGUCAUGUUCCGUUGGUAGUCAAGCCAGCAGUGCAGCAGAAGAACGAUCGACCGAGUGGCAAUGCAAUAAUCCCCGCCUUCUGCACCGUCCAAGACAUCCUACCAACCCUUCUCGACCUCGCUGGCCUGCAACAUCCGGCCCCAAACUACAGAGGCCGCGAAAUCUUGCCCAUGCGUGGAAAAAGCUGGAAGGACUUCCUCUCGUCGCCGUCGAUUGAUGAUGUCUUUGCAAUCCACGGUCCGGACCAUGCUACCGGCUUCGAAUGCGCAGGAAGCGGUGCGCUGCGGCGUGGAAGAUACAAGAUAACAUAUGUUCCAGCUCCGCAUGGUCCGCAGAGGUGGGAGCUUUUCGACAUCGAGGAUGAUCCGGGGGAGACGAAGGACAUCAGUGCUCAGCAGCCAGAAGAAUUCGAGGCUCUGCUGAAGUUGUGGGAAGAAUACAAAAACGAAGUUGGAGUGGUGGGAGUCAGAGAAGAACUUGGUGAUGGCUCAGAAAAUGCUUUCAAAGACGACUUUGAAGACGUCGGUCGAGUGACGCGCUGGAUUGGGAAGGAGGAUGUGCCAGAGCAUGUCAAGCCGAAGUUCUGGUGA